Acanthosepion pharaonis is the source of this 2574-nucleotide messenger RNA. The record is from the annotation of a GenBank genome assembly. NCBI's taxonomy places the organism in Eukaryota, Metazoa, Mollusca, Cephalopoda, Sepiida, Sepiidae.
AUGUAUUGUUUUUGCAUUUCUUUCUUUCUUUAUUUAUUUCUUUCUACUCUUUUCUUUUCUUUCUUUCUUUCUUUCUUUCUUUCUUUCUUUCUUUCUUUCUACUCUUUUCUUUUCUUUCUUUCUUUCUUUCUUUCUUUCCAUUUAUUUCUUCUUAUUUUCACUCUACAAGAUGCAAGUAACAUCAUGAGGAGAAACAGCAGCAUCAUAGUCAGUCAGCCAGGACCAACCCUCAUCAAAUUCAAGGGACAGUGUCCGGCCAACGCUGUCUCAUCGCAACACAGCCACUCUCCGUUUGAACCACAGAAAUCACCUGACAUCUCUAAGCUAAAGUGUGCUCCGCCUAUUGUUGGCCGACAGCUGUACGUGAACCAAAGUCUAUUAGAAACUCAAAGACUGUCAAUCCUUAUCUCAAUGCCGCCGUUAAUAUCCCCCAUAUUGAUAAAAUAUCUAUCUAUCUAUCUAUCUAUCUAUCUAUCUAUCUAUCUAUCUAUCUAUCUAUCUCAGUGUGUUCAUAUCUAUCUCAGUCUGUUCAUAUCUAUCUAUCUAUCUAUCUAUCUAUCUAUCUAUCUAUCUAUCUAUCUAUCUAUCUCAGUGUGUUCAUAUCUAUUUCAGUCUGUUCAUAUCUAUCUAUCUAUCUAUCUAUCUAUCUAUCUAUCUAUCUAUCUAUCUGUUGUGUUCAUAAAGUCUGUUAUAUUUAUCUAUCUAUCUAUCUAUCUAUCUAUCUAUCUAUCUAUCUAUCUAUCUAUCUCAGUCUGUAUCUCAGUCUAUCUAUCUCAGUCUGUUCAUAUCUAUCUUCUAUCUAUCUAUCUAUCUAUCUAUCUAUCUAUCUAUCUAUCUAUCUAUCUCAGUGUGUUCAUAUCUAUCUCAGUCUGUUCAUAUCUAUCUAUCUCAUCUAUCUAUCUAUCAUCUAGCUAUCUCAGUAUGUUCUAUCUAUCUCAGUGUGUUCAUAUCUAUCUCAGUCUGUUCAUAUCUAUCUAUCUAUCUAUCUAUCUAUCUAUCUAUCUAUCUAUCUAUCUAUCUAUCUCAGUCUGUUCAUAUCUAUCUCAGUCUGUUCAUAUCUAUCUCAGUCUGUUCAUAUCUAUCUAUCUAUCUAUCUAUCUAUCUAUCUAUCUAUCUAUCUAUCUAUCUAGCUAUCUAUCUCAGUGUGUUCAUAUCUAUCUCAUCUGUUCAUAUCUAUCUAUCUAUCUAUCUAUCUAUCUAUCUAUCUAUCUAUCUAUCUAUCUAUCUAUCUAUCUAUCUCAGUGUGUUCAUAUCUAUCUCAGUCUGUUCAUAUCUAUCUAUCUAUCUAUCUAUCUAUCUAUCUAUCUAUCUAUCUAUCUAUCUAUCUAUCUAUCUAUCUAUCUCGAUGGCGCCUCGCUGUUCACAUUCUUCAUAUUUUCCGUGUUCUUUCUUUCGUUUCCUCUUUUUAUCUUGUACUUAUUUUUUUUUCAUUCAUUCAUUCGAUGUUUUUCACUAUUUUCUUUACACAUAGUUCUCUUAUUUUUUUGUUUAGUUUAUUGUUCUUUAUCAUUUAUUUAUUUAUUCUUUAUUAUUUCAUUUUUCAAUUCAAUUCUUUCUUUUGCUUUCCUUUUCGCUAUAUUCUUUUAUUUUUUGUUCCUUCCUUCGCACAAUUUCAAUAUUUUUUACCUUCAUCUAUAUUUCUUUAUUUUCUCUAUUUUCCACUCCUUCAACAUUUUUAUCUUCUUCAUCCUCUUCGUUAUCACCAUCAUUUGCUUUCUCUUUUUCUUCAUAAUCAUCUUCUUUUUCAUCUUUGUCAUUAUUAUCAGUAUAACUCCUUCUAACCUUCUUGUCCAUGUUCUUCAUCUUCUCCUCCUCCUAGACAUUUUCUUCUUCUAUUUGUUUUGCCUUUCUUCUUCUUCUUCUUCUUCUUCUUCUUCUUCUUCUUCUUCUUCUUCUUCUUCUUCUUCUUUAUCACCAUCGUUUGCUUCUUUUUCUUCUUCUUCUUUAUCACCAUCGCUUUCUCCACAGUGCGAUCUUUCCCUCCCACCCAUAAUAUUCUCUCAUCCAGCCCCAAACACAACACAGGCUUCCCUUUCUCCAACACAGACCCGUGUUUCUUUCCCUGAUUACCAUUCUUCACUCUCCCCUUUUCCCUAUCUACAUCAUACUCUCCUUUCCCUAAGCAUGACAAGACAACCUAACAUUUUUUUCUGUCUUUCAAUCUCAUCUCACUCGCACUUGCUUCAUAUCCACUUCAUUAUUUCUUUUGGUUUUUCCUUUGUUAUACGUUUCUUUCAAAUCUCUCCCUCCCCGUUCUCUUUCACUCUUCUUGUACUGCGCUUUCCUUACUUUCACUUUUACUUUCUCUUGCUUUUUUGCUUUCUUUCUUUCUUUCUUUCUUUCUUUCUUUCUUUCUUUCUUUCUUUCUUUUUAUUUUCUUUCUUUUCACAUCUGCUUUAUAUUAAUUUUUUGAUUUUCCUAUUUUAUCAUAUCCUUCUUUCUUUUUUUCUUUUUUCAUUUUUAACAUUUCCCUACACUUUUUCUUUUCUUUUCUUUUCUUUUCUGUUUUCUUUUCUUUUCUUUCUUUCUUUCUUUCUUUCUUCAUCUUUCUCUACACCUUUCUUUUAUUCUUAA